GAUUUCCACUUUAUCAUUAACAACAUUCGCUGUGGACAAAUCUUUGAUUCAAAACCGACUACAACUUGCAUUCAUCAUCACUCUUACAGGAGUCACAUUCAAGAUGGUGUCAAACCAGAGUCUUCCUAAAAUACCCUACCUGACACAUCUGGAUCGUUUUAUCAUUGGGAGUAUGGUAUAUAACUGGCUGGUAUGUGUUUGGCACGCGGUACUGUCACAAUAUGAAGGUAAAAGUAACCAAGGUGACAUGGACAAAAUCGCGUUCUUUGUUCUGAUUGGUCUACUAGGAUUCUUCCAUCUUGUCUUUUGGCUAGUAGUUCUUAUAAAGAGAAUAUACCAGGAGUUCAAACUGAAGGACAGAGAAUCCGUUUAUCAGGAAAAGGCACUUAGAUUAAUGGGCUCCUCGUGGAAGAGUGAAAGAAUCAACCGUAGAAAUAGAAUUACCAGAAAAAAUAAAAUAGACGCGGGAGGCAAUUUUGUUUGAAGGUGUUACAUGUUCGUAGUGAUUCCUUCCCUUUGAUGGUGUGACGUGAUUAAAAUUGUUUGAAAGGGUUAUUGUAAAUCUGUGAUAUUUUUUAUGAAAUUUUCUCCAACUUUUUGUUAAUUAUUAAUUUUGUUUACUAUACUCUUUUUCUUUAUAAAAGUAAACAACAACAAAAAAUGUUGUUGUUACAUGUGUUACAUUGCGUCUGUAAGGCUUGCUGAAAAUGUGAUAUAAAUUGGGAUCUCUGUUUUGAAUUUGUCAUCCGGGUAUUUUUAGGUUUAGAAGCGAAGUUUCGCUAUCGCGACCUCUAGAUUUAUAUUCGGACUACGUUACCAACGCACCAUUUCGCCCAGUUGUCCCCUUUCAUCCAUUAUUUAGUUUGAACAGAGUUUAAUUUAGUUCGAUAUUGAACGAAGCUUUAAGCUCACAGACACACCUUCAAGCCCGU
Molecule: messenger RNA, 932 nt
Organism: Ruditapes philippinarum (Manila clam)
Lineage: Eukaryota; Metazoa; Mollusca; Bivalvia; Venerida; Veneridae
Exons: 4
Coding region: 104-484 (126 amino acids)
Source: RefSeq, a predicted model, not a curated record